Molecule: messenger RNA, 477 nt
Organism: Prunus armeniaca (apricot)
Lineage: Eukaryota; Viridiplantae; Streptophyta; Magnoliopsida; Rosales; Rosaceae
Source: the annotation of a GenBank genome assembly
AUGGAGGCAGCGAAAACCCCAACGGCCAAUGAUCCCACGAAGGAGAACCUGUUUAAAACGGCACCGUUGGAUGUAGGAGCUUCGGCGGGUGAUCCUGAGACCGAAGAAGGGGGAGAGGUGGCCGGAGAUUCAGGAGAAGACGAUGGGGGAGAAGGUGGAGAGUCUGCGACCGGAGAUGUAGAAGGAGCAGCCGAGGGUGGAGUGCCCGAAGGAGAAGGUGAGGUACUCAAAGGAGAAGGUGAUGCAGCGGGUGGAGUGCUCAAAGGAGAAGGAGCGGCGGCGGGUGGAGUGCUCAAAGGAGAAGGGGCAGAGGCAGGGGACUUGGCUGGGGAAGAUGCAGGGGAUUGUGCCCUUGUUGAGGCCACCAAGAGGGCAGCCAUUAGCACCAAAACGACAGCGUUGGAUCGAGCCAUUGUAGAAGAGCGAAUGAAGACAGAGAAAGUGAUAGGGUUUAACAGACAGGCAGAUCAAGAUUAA